AUGGCUUCAUGGUAUGAUGGAGCCCUCACCACGAAGCAACUUCGCGAUAAUCUCAAUGUGCUUUUCGUCGCCGGUCAAGAGAACUCCCAAUUGCUGAUUAUUUCAUCUUUAUACCUGCUUGCGAAGUAUCCGAUACAAGAAAAGCUUCGCAAUGAAAUCAAUACCUCUACCCUCAAGAAUAUCCUGCGCCCUCCAUACGAUCUACAAAACCUGCCAUAUCUAACCGCAACAAUAUUGGAGUGUUUAAGACUAUUACCACCCAUAUCACAACUCGUUAACCGACGCGUAUCCGAGCCUGCUUGGCUUGCAGACCGCAUUUACCUGCCGCAAGGCACAUACGUUGGGUACAAUGCAUACUCCACAAACAGGGAUCCAGAAGCCUGGGGAUCAGAUGCCGAUGAAUUUCGACCAGAGCGGUGGGGUAUCAACAGUGAGCAGAUUUCUCGAAAUUAUCGCCGAGCCAAGGCUCGUGCUGAAUUUGUUUCUUUUCAUGGUGGCUCUCGGGCAUGUUUGGGCGAGAAGUUUGCUCUGUUGGAAGUGCGAGUUACACUUCUCGUUCUGACCAACACUCUUCGGUGGAAGUUGGAUUCAGCAUGGGAGGAUCGGAUGACUUCGGCUGGGCGCCUGCAUCCACGAGAUGUUCGGCUUCAUUUCAGGAGAGUAUGA
Messenger RNA from Penicillium nucicola, 666 nucleotides. RefSeq names its product cytochrome P450 oxidoreductase. Bases 1 to 666 code for a protein of 221 amino acids. The record is from RefSeq and is a predicted model, not a curated record. Gene Ontology annotation, molecular function: monooxygenase activity; heme binding; oxidoreductase activity, acting on paired donors, with incorporation or reduction of molecular oxygen. The transcript has 3 exons. Lineage: Eukaryota; Fungi; Ascomycota; Eurotiomycetes; Eurotiales; Aspergillaceae.